AUAAUGGAAGAGGGAGAACCAAGUCAGAAUCUCUUAGCAGAAGGUGGCAUCAAAGAUGCUGGUAGUUUAAAGGAUAAGAUUGCUCAAAAGAAGAAGGAAAUGCAAAAGACUAUUCCCAAAGAAGUAGCUCCUGACAUGUGCCCUGCUCAUAAUAGAAAGCUUGAAGUUAUAUGCUAUGACUGUAGAAUAAGGAUCUGCACAAAUUGAGCUCUUUUCGGAAUCCACAAAAGCCAUGAUAUCAGAGAGGAGCAAGAGCUCCUCCAAGAGAUUACUCUGAGAGCUGAACUCCUUCUUGAUAUUUACCAGCUUAUUGAGCAGAACAGGAGCAACCUUGGAGACCAAAACGAUGUAGAUGAGCUCUACAACCAAUUCAUGGUGAAGCAGAUUUCAUUGAAGAAGGAUGUCACUAAUAAAUUCAAGGAGAUAAAUAAUGAAUUACUCAGAAAAGAAAGAAACAUCAUGGAUGUUCUAGAAAGAAACUUUGAUUCUAUUGAAAAGACAUUUGAAGAAAUUAAGAAUGGACCCAAGAAAGUCGUCCAAAUAGCAGAUAAAUGGUGAGUAGAAGUACAAGAGAAAAUGGAGAAAUUCCAGAACCAGACUGAAGCGAACUCUAGUGACCAAGAAUACAUUGCCUUUGAGAUGCUGGAAGAUGUAGACCAAGAAAAUGAUAUUAUUAGAGUUGGAGAAAAAGUCUUAGCAGAUUUAGAUAAGCAGAUUCAGCCUCCUAUCCCUCAAUUAGAAGAAAAGCUCAAAAAGUUGACAGUUCAGUUUGAUGAACAUUUCAUUAAUAAGCUUGAAAUGGUGUGACAUGUACCAGAUCUAUCAAAUGAUGAUGGUGAAACAUAUGUAGCUCCACCUCCUUCAGAAGACCUCAAAUCAUUUGAGCUAAAGACAAAGCAAAAGGCUGAGGGAGUUCCAAAAGCGUCUACUGGCAUAACUUUAAAACCAGCAGUAUCAAAUAAAGAGUCUCAUGAAAAUAACCUUCUGGCUGAUGACGACGAUAAUCUUUUUACUACUUUUGAUAUUAGUGCUAAAGUUGAAAACGAUGAUAACCUAAUUCCAAAGGAGCAUGACGACAGUAUUAAUUUCUUGGAUGAUAUACCUGACCCUAUCAGUGCAAACCGUCCUCAAGAUGUAGAACCAGGAGACACAGAUGCAGCAUAUGACAUUAUCUCAGAUGUUUUAGAAAACCAAAAAGGUACCUUGGAUCUUUCGAAUAGAAGACUUGGUGAUGACUUUUUCAUAUCGAUGAUAGACUCCAUCAUUGAUUUUGCAGAUGGUGAACCCUUGAGUGUCAUCAAUCUCAACUUUUCUAAUAAUGAUAUCUCAGACUUUGGAUGAGAGAAAAUUUGAGAGUUUCUCAUUGUGCAUAAUGAUGCUGCAGUUGCUCAUAUUUCUAACGUUAAUCUCUCAUAUAAUAACAUCAAAGACAAAUCAGUUGAAAUAAUAGAGACGCUUUGUGCUGAGCAUCCAAAUCUAAAAGUGUUGAAUCUUAGCGAGAAUAAGUUCGAGUCAAGUUCCCUGAAGAGCAAAUUCAGCAAUGCACAGAAUAUCAAUGUUAUUUUGUAAUCCAAGUUGCGCAAUGAUAAAUCCUUUCCAAAUUAUAUAUUCAUUU
Molecule: messenger RNA, 1615 nt
Organism: Moneuplotes crassus
Lineage: Eukaryota; Ciliophora; Spirotrichea; Euplotida; Euplotidae
Source: the annotation of a GenBank genome assembly